Ascochyta rabiei is the source of this 2949-nucleotide messenger RNA. Its product is annotated as Protein argonaute. The coding region runs from base 1 to 2949 and encodes 982 amino acids. The transcript is spliced from 9 exons. Lineage: Eukaryota; Fungi; Ascomycota; Dothideomycetes; Pleosporales; Didymellaceae. The record is from RefSeq and is a predicted model, not a curated record. Gene Ontology annotation, molecular function: RNA binding; protein binding.
AUGGCUGGCCCAGCGAAGAGCCGCGCCCAGAAGGAGAAGCAGCAGCAGAAGCAGCAGCAGCAGCAGACUCGCUCAUCCAAUGACUCCUCCUCGGCCUCUCGCGACCCCACGCAGCGCUCUAUCAACAAGCUCGAUGGUAACAAGGAUCCUCAAGGCCAUGGCCAAGGUGUCUUGGACUACACCAAACCUAAUGAUCUGAAAAACUUGUCUGAGUUCCUCGGUAUUUCUGGCUGGUACACGGCCCGUGGUCAUUCCGUUCCAGCCGCACUCCCUCAGCGACCCAAAAACUUCAACACAUACGGUAAGGAGACUACGAUCAUGCUCAACACUUUCAACGUCAUCAAGUCUCCGAACACUAUCGUUCACCAGUACGACGUCGCCUACUCCGGAGAUGCUAAGGACUAUACAAAGCGCGCACUGCUUCAGAAGAUCUGGAAGUCGAAGACCGUUAAGUCUGAGCUGGGCGAGCCAGCCAACCUUUGGAUCUGGGAUGGCCACAAGCUUGCAUGGUCUGGAAAGCGCCUCCCUCGUGACGACAACCGCAUCACGGUGGACCUCGAUGCCGAAGAGGGCAAGGAGACUCGUGCCGGCGCUCGCGGAAACAAGCACACAAUCCACCUUCGCUGGACACGCCAGGUGGACUUCAGUGGCCUACAAGCCUUCUUGAAUGGUCAAGCCUCGUGGUCGACCGAAUGCAUCGACACCAUCAAUUUUCUCGACCAUGUCAUGCGCGAGGGACCGUCUCAGCAAUACACCCAAAUCAAAAAGUCCUUCUUCCAGCGUGGUGAGCAGCGCUUCGACCUUGGCGGUGGCGUUGAGGCUUUCAAGGGUGUCUUCGCUUCCCUUCGUCCGGUCCUGGACGAUAGAUUCAACAAGUCACUCUCCGUGAAUGUUGAUGUCGCGAACGGCACUUUCUGGCGCGCACAGGAACUCACUAGAGCUAUAGGCCAAGUCUUUGGCUGCGGCCUACCCCAGUUCGUCGCGCGCUUCAAGGAGGCUAAACGUGACUGGAGGAACUCGAUGCUCAGGAGAGACCUUGGCUCUUUCAGGAGGGUUGGUGUUACAGCUACGCACACCAAAACUCCGACACAGUGGACAAUCGACGAGAUCGUCGCCAUGGAUGCCGUCGAAGCCAAGUUCGCCGAUCCCGACGACCGUCGCCCAGGUAUUACAGACAAGCAGCGCAGGCAGAUCUCUGUUGCUGCCUACUUCAAGUCAAAGUACGAAAUGGUCUUGACUGCCGGCAUUCCCGUCGUCAAGAUGACGAAGAAGAUCCGUGGUUCACCCAUCUACAUGCCUAUGGAUGUUCUUCGCAUUGAUGCCAACCAGCGUUACAACACCAAGUUGAGCGACACCCAGACCUCCAACAUGAUCAAGUUCGCCGUUACCCUCCCGAAGGAACGUUGGGCUGCUGUACAGCAGGGUGUCCGUCUCCUGAAUUGGGCGAACGAUCCAUACCUGAAGCACUAUGGGCUCCAAGUCAACCCCAAUGCCUCAAAGGUCAAGGCUCGCAUCCUUCCUCAGCCGACUGUGCAGUUUGGUGCCGGCUCCAAGGACGCAACUAUCAAGCCGCAGGACAUGACUGCCGGGCGAUGGCGCCUCGAUGGUCGCAAGUUCGCGGUGAACAACGACAAGCGCGCCCUUCGCGCCUGGGGCGUCUGCGUCAUACAAGAUCGGGGAGCUCCUCCUGCACAAGCUGUUGAACAGUUUACGCAGAAGUUUGUUCAUAUCUACGAGAGCCACGGAGGUAAAUUCGAUGCACACCCGGAGCACGGCAAAAAGCCUUGGUUUGGUCAGGGCAAUCUUGCUGACGGAGGAGAACUUGUCCAGAAGGCCUGGAACGGGACAGGCAACCGCUACAACACAACGCCUGGCUUCUUAUUCUUCAUAGUGAGCAACCGCAACGUCGAAGUGUAUCGCCGCAUCAAGAAGUCCUGCGACAUCCGCUUUGGCGUUGCCUCUCAGGUCCUCCAGGCCAAGCAUGUCAUGUCGGCCUCUCCCCAGUACAUCUCCAACGUCUGCAUGAAGGUCAACGCCAAGUUGGGUGGUUGCACUUCUGUUGCGAAGAGUUCCCUCAUCCCCAAGCUGAACCCCAAGGCCGCUUCCACUCGCACGAUGGUGGUCGGCGCAGACGUUUCUCACCCUGCUCCUGGUGCCGGAUCUGGAGAGGCUGCUUCCUUCGCCGCCAUCACCGUCUCGGCUGAUGCAUUUUUCGUCAAGUACUGGGCCGACGUUCAGACCAACGGAAACCGUGUCGAGAUGAUCACGACGUCUAACAUCCAACACCACUUCGGCCCCAUGGCCAAAAACUGGAUACAACGUCUUGGUAGCGGCCAUGCGCCUGAGCGUGUCCUAUUCAUUCGAGAUGGUGUUUCUGAGGGUCAAUACGCUGCUGUGUUAGAGGAGGAAGUCCGCGAUAUGAAGGCCUUCUUCGCCCAACUUGGAGUAAAGAUGCCCAAGUUUACUGUCGUCAUUGCUGGGAAGCGCCACCACAUUCGUUUCUUCCCAGACGCUGGCAAGGGUGACCGUAACGGCAACCCACUCCCAGGAACACUUGUGGAGUCUGGCUGCACACAUCCGUUCGAGUUUGAUUUCUACCUCUGCUCACACGUCGCCAUAAAGGGUACCGCGCGUCCCAUCCACUACCAGUGCAUCCUCAACGAGGGUGAGUGGCAGGCCGCCGAGCUCCAGCAGUUCAUCUUCGAGCAUUCAUACCACUAUGUCCGCUCAACCACCCCGGUGUCUUUGCACCCGGCAGUUUACUAUGCUCACCUGGCUGCCGACCGUGCUCGUGCUCACCUCAGCGACAGCCCUGUCUCUUCCGGUAAGAAGGAGUCGCACGCUGACCGCACCUCCGAGACGGGCUCUACGAACCGCAACGUCGAGAUUCCUCCUCUCAUGCCCCUUCAGAACGCUCGCGGUCUGAAGGAUGUCAUGUGGUACAUCUAA